This is a messenger RNA of Hippocampus comes (tiger tail seahorse), 3205 nucleotides long. It is a transcript of the gene hjurp, whose product is annotated as serine/arginine repetitive matrix protein 2. Bases 127 to 2736 code for a protein of 869 amino acids. Lineage: Eukaryota; Metazoa; Chordata; Actinopteri; Syngnathiformes; Syngnathidae. The transcript is spliced from 8 exons. The record is from RefSeq and is a predicted model, not a curated record.
UCCUCUCGUCCAAUCACCGUUCGCCCACUGGUAACGGCCAAGUUUUGAACUCGGGGCAGUUUCUGCAGUUUCUUUUCUUCUUUAUUUUGUCUUCAUCAGUGUUCGGCUCUCUUCCGAUUCGUUGUAAUGGACGAAAAACUGAAGCAUCAACUCGCCAUAAACGGCCUGAAAUACAAACGAUCACUGCGUCGGAUUAUACAAAAGUACUCCAACCUGCCUUAUCAAGACAUGGCGAUAGAAGUGGACCUCGAUAACACCAGUACAGAAGCUCUGAUGCUCUACAUGACGCUGUCUAAAAAGCAGAUAAAGGCAAUGGAGUCAGAGAGCCUGUUGGAUUCAAGGGGGGACCUAUUACAGCUGCACAAUUCUUCCAGUACUUCACAGCUGGACCGAACGCAACAAGAUGGUGGACAUGAUGAUGCUGUUUCUUGCCAGAUGUCCUCAGAUGAUGAUGAUGAUGAUGAUGGAGUGUCAAACGUGCAUUCCCACCAGAGCUCGCUCAACGGCAGACAAAGCGACUUCCCAGAGACUGAUGUCCUCCCUGAGGACCAGGACGAGGAGCUGGAGUUGAGCCUGAGAAGUCAAGGCAGCACUUUGUCCGAGCUCUACCCCAGCAUGAUCGAUCGAAUUGGACGGGCGCAGCACCGCUGGCACAUUUCCAAGACGGCCAACGGUGUGCUCCGGAAGUACUGCAAGUGGCGACGACAGUCCGGCAGAGGCAGCCACGUCAACAGCGUCGUCACGAGCAACAGACAAACAUCGCGGAAGAAAAAGACAACGAAUCCAGGAUCUGCUUUUACCAGCCAACAAUACUCCCCUUCGAGGGAGCAAAGCGUUCUGGCCAUGGACCUGUCCGCUUCCCCGGAAUCUCCUAAAUUGAAAUGGAUUGAACUGAACGAGACCUUCACUGUGGGAGAACAACCAUCAACCCCCAGAAGGUUUUCUGUCUCCGCUACCGGACGGACGCCAUCUGUGUGCGUUCUCAGUCCUUCCCUAUUUCCUCAGUCCUCGUCUGAGGCAUCCUUGGACAUGUUGCUAAGAUCCAGAAGGCUGAUGGGAGAGCAGCCGUCCUCGUGCUUCCUCAGUCCUUCGCAGUCUUCUGGUGCCUCUUCGGGAGUGUCUUUGGACCCGCCCUUAGGCUCCAGGAAGCUUUUUUUCCCUGUUGCGAGAGAUCAGCGGUCUUCAGGCACGCCUAGUCCUCCACGGUCUUCCGAUCACUCCACGGGAAAGUCCUUUGACCUUUCCUUAGAUUCCGAGAGGCUCUCUUGCGCUGCUGCUAAAGAGCAGCCAUCCUUGUGGCUCUUCAGUCCUUCACGGUCGUCUGAUCCCACCUUGGACCAGUCCCUGAGGUCCAAAAGGCUUUGUAGUGCUGCUACCGGAGAGGUGCCGUCUUCGUUGGUCCUCAGUCCUUCAAAGUCUUCCAGUCCUUCCCCAGACCAGUCCCUGCUGAGAUCGAAAAGGAUUUUUACCGCUGCUGCCGUAGAGCAGCCAGUGUCGUGGGUUCUCAGUCCUUCACGGUCUUCUGGUCCCAACUCGGACCAAUCCCUGAGGUCCAAAAGGCUUUGUAGUGCUGCUACCGGAGAGGUGCCGUCUUCGUUGGUCCUCAGUCCUUCAAAGUCUUCCAGUCCCUCUUCAGGCCAGACCCUCAGAGCUAAAAGGCUUUUUAACGCCGCUACCAGAGAGCAGCCAUCCUCGUGGGUUCUCAGUCCUUCGCGGCCUCCUGGUCGUCCCACCUCAGACCUGUCCCUGAGGUCUAAAAGGUUCGCCCUUGCUUCUGCCCAAGAACAGCAUCAAACAUCAUCGUGGGUCCUCAGUCCAUCGCGGUCUGUCGGUCUUUCCUCGGACCUUUCACUGCGAUCUAAAAGGCUCGCAACGUCCGCUGCCGAUGAGCAGCAGCAGCUGUCCUCGGAGGUCCCAAGUUCAUUACAGUCGUCCGGUCCCUCUUCUGACUUGUCUCAUAGUUCCAAAAGUCUUUUCUUCUCUGCAGGCGUUGCUUCCGAAAGCACCGAAUUUAAAGAGCGACCUGACAUUUAUGGUUCUCCUGUCAGGCAGAGUCCCUUAAAAGCGGGGAUGGUGAACUGGGAAGGCCUUCGAAGAUCUGAUCGGUCCUUCUCCAGAAGCCCCAACUCUGCUCAUGUCCUCGGUUACUCCAGGCCCUCCGCUUCCCCACUACGAAAGCUACUUAGGGACCCAAAGUCCCGCUCGGGCUCCCCUCCACGGGCCCGCAAUAACCUUUGCCGGCAUUUCUCCUUUGACUUCUCCUCGACAACGGAAUGCACCACAUACUCCAAAAAAGACCUGGAGGACAAUUACGAAAAGCACUACCACAAGUUCAUGUGUCAGAGCAAACCCUCCAACGGGCUCCCCGGCCGAAUGUGCGUUGGCUGCGACAAGGCCUGCCGUGAUCAUUCGUCCCAAACACUGGUGGCGCUGGCUUUGUCACCGCACCGCUUCGAGCUGAGGAAGCGUCACCGGGAGUUGGACCGGGAGAACUUGUCCCACUCCAAGCGCUGGAGCCCCUACUCUCCGGGGUCUAAUCGGCACACAAACAAGAUGCUGAGACGCCGCCUCUGUCUGCCUGACGCCGAGGUUUCCCGGCGCGAUGACUUCAAGCAAAGUGAGUUUCGAGGUUACAGCGGUCGGCCACUGCUGCAGGACUCCAUUCGAGGCCGUGGUUUGCCGGAGGAAUGCUUUCUUGGAAGUCCAGGAGAGGAAAAUGAAGUCACAAGUUACUAAGGUAACUGAACUGUGUGUUUAAAGGGGAGGGUGGCGAUACUGGCUUGAGUGUAAAUGUCUUAAAUGUCCAGUUCGGCCUUCGACAAAGCAGUUUUUGCGUUUUUGGGGUACCCCUGCAGCAAACUUUUGCUCCUCCUCCCUGACAUGAACAGAAAACGAAGACUGUCUCCUGCGAGGACUCUUAUCAGAAUAGAAGCUGUGGUUACCCGCCGUCUGUUUAAAGGUGUUUUAAUUCGAGUUGCAUUUAACAUAAAAAUAUUCUGUAUGUCUAUUGCCUGUAUUUUCACAUGUUUGUCAAGUUAGUUCCAAUAAAAAUGACUAAAAAAGGCUACUUUUGGAGCUUCCUGGUGAAUUCAGUCAAUGUUUAUUUUGAAGCGUCAGAAAACUGCAUGUUAACACCGCGUAUUCAGGACCACCACGACACUGUACACAGUCGCUCGCUUUUAGUACAAAACUCAAGUGUUCUUAU